AUGAAUCAUGAGGCGGAGCCCGGUCAAACUCUCACAUCUGGCUCCGAUGCGGGGACCCUUCCGCCUCUGUGCGACAUCUUCGUCAUCGAAGAGGGCGCCGCUGACCAAGCUCAGGUUUUGGACGCCCUCUCCAUGACCCCCGACCCCGAGGUCGGUGCAGAUAUACUCUUGAGGUGCAUAGAGAAAGCCGUUGUCGGAGGAGGUCCUCCACGGCUAGAAGCUCUGGUCGAGCAACUUGCACACCACCUGCUCGUCUCUCCAGUCGAGGUGGUCCCUGAAGCGGUGAGGUUGUACCUCGUGGACCUUUCCCCAGAAGAGCUGCCCAAGUAUGUGGACGAACAUCUCGGUUGGGCAUGCAGUCGGGCCGCGGUCGGCCUAUUGCCGCCCGAGACCUCACAAAAACUUCUUGACCUCCUCCCCCCCAUGGUGGUCUACGCUGCCCUUCAGAAUGAAAGGCUAGCUCAUUUUCCGGGAGCUCAGACUCUUACCCCCUUGUACCGUCGCAAAAACCUUUCCUCGCUCCUGGAAUUAAAGAGCUCCGAAGCGAGCCCCUUCAGCGAGGGGUGGACCGCCCGCCUUUUCCAACGGAGAAGCGAGGUGUCCAGGCAGACCGCCGGCGGCCCGGCUAGUCUUCAGCAGGCGGCUCCUGCUCAGCACUUCCAUGGUUUCAAUCAUCGGUCUACCUCCUCGCCCCCGCGCAGGUCGGUUUCUAGGGAGCGCGGAGAGAUCUCCUCCGGGCGCUCCCCGGGGGCCUUGAAUCUAACGCCCCCGUCUCACGGAUCCCGGGUGACCUUGAGGCCGAAUCCGGACGCCAUCUCGAACGGGGACCGUAGACUGGCCUCUCGGGAUGCUGAUAAAGCAUCCUCAGCCUUCAAGGGCGGUCCCUUCAAAGGCGUCGAUGACAAGCGCGGACUCUCAGGUUUUUGGCGUCAAGUAGAGUCGUUGGUGGUCCGGCGUGGUUGGCAAAUCGGCGGUCCUGAGCAUUAUUUUCUUCUCACUAAUCUAGUUCCGGAGUACACGCUCGAGGAGGCCGUGGGACGUAAGAAUCCUGUGACUCUGGUCGACUUUUCGACGUCCGUUGCUGAUAUCCGCUCCGCUCUAGCGGAAGAGUGUGGUGGCCACUUCGAGGUCGAGAAGCUCUUAUCAGAACCCACUGCCCGCUCGAACCAGGAGACCCUGACAUCCUACAUCGGGCGUCUGGAUGAGUGGGCCAGACGCUGUGCUUUAGCCCGGCGCUCCCCUCGAUCGAUGGGCAAAUUUAUUUCGAGGGGCCGCGCAGGAGCAAGCCGAGUUGACCAGACCGAUGACGAUGACAUGAGUUUUUGGCGUCAAGUAGAGUCGUUGGUGGUCCGGCGUGGUUGGCAAAUCGGCGGUCCUGAGCAUUAUUUUCUUCUCACUAAUCUAGUUCCGGAGUACACGCUCGAGGAGGCCGUGGGACGUAAGAAUCCUGUGACUCUGGUCGACUUUUCGACGUCCGUUGCUGAUAUCCGCUCCGCUCUAGCGGAAGAGUGCGGUGGCCACUUCGAGGUCGAGAAGCUCUUAUCAGAACCCACUGCCCGCUCGAACCAGGAGACCCUGACAUCCUACAUCGGGCGUCUGGAUGAGUGGGCCAGACGCUGUGCUUUAGCCGGCGCUCCCCUCGGUGACGGCCAUGUUAUCAGGGCGUUCCGUGAGGGAGUAAACGAUGAGGUCUGUAAAGAGGCCUCCUACGAAUACUCUGGCCUCUGGUCACAAUUCAGGUCUAAAGCCCUAACACGCGCGGCCCGCGCGGAUGCUGACCGCUUGGCUAAGUCUGGUGGUCGGUCUUCCAUCGCAUCGUCCUCCAGCAGGGGGGCACCUCCUCCAGGCCGUUCGACUACCUCGCCGUCGUCCAAGGUGGAACGGUGCCGUAACGCUCUCCGCGGGCGUUGUCAGCGAGGAGACAAGUGCAUUUAUCGGCACCUCGGGCCCAACGAAUGCCGGCAGUGGGCUGCCGAGGGCAGGUGCCGUUUCGGUAAAGACUGCAAGUACCGGCACGGUAUCGCGGACGAGAAAAAGGCACACGGUGGAGGGCCACCAUCCCGGCAAACGCCAUCUUCUAACAAGAACCUAAGGGCCAUUUCCGAAUCCGAUGCGAGCGGACGACCCGGCGAGGCUGCCGGCCAGAGCUGUCCCGAUUCUCCGGAGGAGGACCUCCAGAUGCUGUGGGCUGUUCAAGACACUGCGAGUGAGGCGCCUGGAAAGCAGGCGGGGCCCACGCUCACCCUUUACCCCUCUGGGGGGCAGUCUCCUUUCACGGCUCUUCUGGAUUCGGGUGCUGUUCGGAAUUACGUCGGUCACGAGAUGGCUGCUGCAAGGGGCUGGAAGAUCAGCCCAUGCUCGACCUCUGCCAAGCUCGCUAACGGCGCAAUCGUCAAGCUCAGUGGCACUACCGAGGUCACAGUGCACCGUGAUGGUCGAGACUAUGAGCUACAAUUCUUUGUUCUCCCUGGAAGCGGUGCUUCCACGGGCGUGGACGCCUCCACGUGCAUCCUUGGUGUCCGGUCUAUGUGCGCAUUGAAGGUCUCUCUGUGUUUCGACGAGGUAUCGGGUUCGCGCCAGGUCAUCGUUCGUACCCCUGUGAAACCCUCGGGUUAUUCUUCGUCCCCCGAUCUCGCCCAGGAUGGCUGUCUGAAGUACGUGGCGCUCGCAGAAGAAGACCUUCCCAUCACCGUGGUUGAGGAGCGCGAGCACGUAGUUUACCGCUGCGAACGAGGCAUUGAUGAGCUCCUGGCUGUGGGUGGACCCGCUCAGGAGAGCGCGUGCGCCGGACGCACGGCGAAGUUGGGGGAGCAAUGGCGUCAGGUCAAGGCUGCCCCGGAAUAUUCGAUCCGUCUGCGACCCCUCGCUGAAGGCGAGGCCAAGGAUUGCCCUGAUCAAAGUCAUACUGUCGAGGUCCGAUGGUCCUCGUCGCCGCUGGUGCGGCAAGGGCCCGUACAUGACUACUCUCGAAGCCUUUUCGCACGUCUGAGUCUCUCUCAACAAGAAUCCUAUCUGGAGGAACUCGAACGCUUCCAGGAACGCGGUUGGUGGGAACCCCUCUCUAUCGAGGAAACCAACGAACAGUCCUGCCUGCCCGAAGCUAUCGCCUUUCCGGUGGUACAAGGCCAAAAGGUUCGGCCUUGUGUCGACCUACGACGUGGUAACGCAACGUCUCCACCGAGCUCGUAUCCAGGGGACUCAUGCGCAACAAUCCUCGCGCAGGUGCGUGUCGCUCUCGCUGCUAUUUCGCUCCGAGCGCGCGCGGAGCAGCUACCUUCCCUCCGUCGCCUCAGUUUUUACACUCUCGACGCGGCCACCGCUUUCUAUCGGGUGAGACUGUACGAUCAUACGGCGGUCAUAAGGUCUCUCGGCCGCCGCUUCGCCGCACGCCGGCUGGUCUUCGGCCUACGCUGCGGCCCGGCCGUUCUCCGCGAAGCCCUUUCUUGCCUGAUUGAAGCCGCGUUGUCAGCGUGCGGGUCCUGUGAAGGUGACCUUCCACUGUUGCAUUGGGAGUACGUGGAUGAUAUCUGCCUCCUGGGUGACUCUGUGGCAGUCCGCAACCUUCGAGAGCAGAUCAUUCGUCUGGGAGGACAGUGGGGUUUCGAGUUUCCUGCCAAGAAAUCUCACUCGUUAGACUUCUCGGCUACGGGCGAGGUCGAGGAGUUCGUUGACUUCAAACACCUUGGGGUUUGCUUCAUUUUCUCUCCGGGAUCCCAGCCAGGCCAGGGAUCACUGGUGCUGCGUUGCAUCACUUCCUCCGACCCAGAGGUAACGGUCUUCAAAGAGAACCAAAAGGUCACCAAAAGGACUCUCUUUCGCGCCGCCGGUGCGGCCUAUGAUCCGCUGACUCUCCACGCCGACCGGUGUCUCGCUGCCGAUUAUGUAAGACGCAUCUCCGGUCGAUGGAAAGCUGGGUGGGACCAGGAGGUCUCGCUAAAUGCUGAUGAAGCGAAGACUCUUACCGCCUGUUUCCGUGUUCUGGGUGCUCGAUCUGGUCCCUGUGAUCAUGAGACUUCUUUCGCCGCGACAAUUCUGGAGGUCUCAUGCGACUCGAGCCCCUUCGGCAUGGGGUUCGUCGUCUAUCUGGUACAUGAUGAGCUACACCGCACUCCUCUGGCACGAAGGGCGAGGUGCUUCCGAGGCUCCAUGCUCAACUGGCACCAGAACCGGAAGGAGUCGUUCGGUCUGGCGGCGGCCCAUAUCUUUGUUGAUAGCCUGGCUCCCUAUCUCAGUGGCAUCACACUCCGCUUCCUCUCCGACUCUCGGACAGCCCUCUCCUGGCUCCGCGGUGGAGCCCGACUGACUUGCAAGUCCAUCGAGCGCAUUGCCAUAGCCCGUCUUUGUGAUGCGAUUGCGGACGUCCGUGAGGUUUGGAGAAGGAAAUACCAUGUCGUACCAGACUUGCUGCAUGUGGCAGCAUCUCAGAACGCCGAGGCGGAUGGACUCAGUCGGUUGGCGUUUUCUUGGGGCAUCCCUGAAAGCAUCAUAUUCGAAGGGCGAGGUAUGGCCGGGGCUCGCCCGGCAUUCGACCUGGCAGAGGACGCCACUGAUCAAGAGCGCGGAAAGCUACUAGGCUCCGCAUCAGCACCAUCAUCAAGCACCUUAGGUGAAUCUACUGUCCUUGAUCAUCUAAGGAUUAUCUCUUCGACGGGGGACGCCUCACAGGUUCCUCCCGACUUUCAACUCGGGCAUGGUUCUCCGCCAAGAGGGAGAUUACAUUCUUUGCAAUGGCUUUCCCCGACAUCUGCCUCCGUUCUCAGGUUGCUGGGUGCAACCCCUCCUGAUGGACUCGGGGCGUGUCCUUCAUCACUUCUCCCACACGGCCUUUCUCCGGAGCUCUCAUCCUUUUCCCUGGCCGAUGACGGCCUCCUCAUGAAAGAGGUGAAGACCUCUAAGGUCAACGGUGUUGCUUCAACUCGCAUUUGCUAUUACGUCCCGACGGACAUCUCCGAGGGGAGGCACUACGCGCAUUCUCUGGUCGAGGCCUAUCAUAAGGAAUCUGGCUGUCUGAACAGCCGUUAUGUCCGUUGGAUGAUAUCGAGGUGUUUCUACAUCCAUAAGCUUCGCACUUAUGUAGAGUCUGUCUGUCGCGCAUGUGAAGGCUGUCAGCUGGGCUCCAAUCGUCGUUACUUCUCGACCGUGGAUUCUGCCCGCUCUUUGCGCACUGGCGCGCGAGAGUGCUGGCACACCGUUUCCGCAGACCUCGCGGAGAUGGGUUGGGACAAGAAGCGCCGCUACUCUGCGGUUCUUCUGAUGACUUGCCACUACAGUGGUUAUUGUACUGCAUCCCCUUUGAAGGAUCAAAGAAGCCUCACGGUGGCCGGCGAAAUGUCUCGCCUGUUUGAUCUUCUGGGGUAUCCCGUUCGCCUCCGGACGGACGGAGGGCCAUGUUUCAAGGGUCGGCCUCUGGCUGAGAUAUUAUCGUCCCGCUCGGUGACUCAUCAAAUCUUACCUCCAUAUGCUGCCUUUUCGAAUGGUCUGGCCGAAAGGGCGAUUGCCAGCCUCAAAUUUCUGGCCCGUCAGCUCGAUGAUAAGAGAAGUUGGCCAUCUACGCUAAGCAGAGUGCUGCAUCGUCUCAAUGGUAAACCUUUUCUCGACACUGGUCUGUCUCCUUUCGAGAUUUUCUACGGUCGUCCUCUCCGCCUCAGCCCGGAGAAUGCUCUGGAGGAGGGCGAUUUGGAUGCCAGUGGUCACACUGUUCAGUCUCGCCAGGCUGUGCGUGAUGAGAUUGACCGCUUAGUUCAGACUGCAUUAGAGGCCAGGCAGCAGCGCCUUGAUGAUACUCGUGGGUUACGUCGCCGUGGUCCUCCUCCGGUCGGUACUGAGGUCAUUGUUUUUAACCCUGACACUCUGGGACGCGGAGGGAAAUACGAUCGGACGAUCUACCGCGUCCUUGAGAUUAUUCGUGGCGUUGUCCUGAAGCUGGUAGAUGCCAAGGUGCCAGAAGACCAAGUUAUCCCCAGCAUGAUUAAGGAAACUCACUACGCCAAUAUUGUCGACGGCGUAAAACAUCUACUGUGUGGCGAAGAGAUCGACUAUUUGGAGAGCCUCUACGCCGAUGAACGCGCAGAGGCACAGUCCCGAUUUGCAGAGUACUUGCGGUUCUGGAAGACCGCACAUGAAGUACAGCAGCAAAUGCUUCAGAGACGGAUCUCGAGGAGAGGCCAGAUCGAGCCGCUAUCGGUCGGUGAGUCGGUCUUGGUGUAUUGUCCCUCCUCCAGUACGGCGUCGGGAAAACAUAUUGCUGAUUUCGUCGGCCCUUAUGAGAUCAUUGAAGUGGUGUCGGACAGCCUCCGCCGACUGGACGUUAUCAACAAGGGAGGUCACAGUGUCCGAGAUAUCUCUGCUGUUCAGCACGUUAACAAUCUGGUUCCGUACUUCCGCCGAGAAGAAGGAGCGGUUGACUCGUGGUUACAGUGUGACCGGUGUGACGAAUGGAUCAAGGUCGAUGAAGUGACGAUGAAGAGGUUUGCUGCUCCGUCUGCCAGAUUCUUCUGCCGGCUGGCUGGGCGGGAGUGUCGCAGGGCGAGCGACGAUUGA
Messenger RNA from Perkinsus marinus ATCC 50983, 6540 nucleotides. RefSeq names its product gag/pol/env polyprotein, putative. The coding region runs from base 1 to 6540 and encodes 2179 amino acids. Gene Ontology annotation, biological process: DNA integration. The record is from RefSeq and is a predicted model, not a curated record. Lineage: Eukaryota; Perkinsozoa; Perkinsida; Perkinsidae. The transcript has 4 exons. Gene Ontology annotation, molecular function: nucleic acid binding; metal ion binding.